This is a messenger RNA of Didymodactylos carnosus, 1035 nucleotides long. The record is from the annotation of a GenBank genome assembly. NCBI's taxonomy places the organism in Eukaryota, Metazoa, Rotifera, Eurotatoria, Philodinida, Philodinidae.
AUGUCUUCAUCACCGCAAUUUGAUACGACUUCAGGUACAACUGUUGCAUCGGAUGUAAUUGGUUUACAGUUGCAGAGUUCUUUAUUAUCUACUAAUCUUAUUAAUGACAUGACAAGAAUGAUAAUAAUAUCAAAAUCAUUUACUGACGCAAUUGCGGGUAUCAUAGAAAAUCAAUUGAAACAAUACGAGAAUCGUAUUAAACAAUUAGAAGCAGAAUUAAAGCAAAUAAAUGGUCAUUGGCGUGAUUUAAUAAUACACGGUAUUCCAUUUACACAGGGAGAAGAUACAUCACAAAUAGUAUUAGAUCUGGCUAAAUCUGUGGGUGUUAAUUUGGAUAUUAAAGAUUUUUAUGCAACUCAUCGCUUAGGAUCACGUGGUAAGCAACAUUCACCUAUUAUUGCGGCCUUUAUACGUUAUUCAGAUAGACAGCAGUUAUUUUCAAAACGGAAAGAUCUUGGUAAAGGUAUUAAUAAACAAGUUUUUAUAAAUGAGCAUUUACCAUCGUUAAAUCAUCAACUGUUUAUUUAUGCUCGUCUACAUUCUUCUUUGCGUCUACCAUUUUGUUGUGAAAUGGGAAACGCCCCUGCCGCUGUUCCACAAAGUAAUAUUCAAUUACUAACUAGAAUCGAAUCACUCACCGGCUACAGAUUUAAAAAUCUACAGUUAUUAGAACAAGCAUUCACACAUGAUAGUGUGCGUGUUGGAAAUCGUAAUGCUGCAACAUAUCAACGUCUAGAAUUUUUGGGCGAUAGUGUAUUGCAUUAUAUUAUUACUGAGUAUUUGUAUCAACAAAGACCAACGGCAAAUGAGGGCGAACUUACAAGAGCACGAUCAAAUUUGGUAGACAAAGUAAAACAAAGUGAAAUAGCAAGCACUCAUGGGUUAGCAGACUUAGUUGAUUUUGCACCGGGUGUUGAUAGGACAAAAUUUUUGGGUAAUCAUAAAUUCGUUGAAGCUCUCAUCGGUGCAAUCCAUCAAGAUGGCGGAGUAGAACAAGCGAAAAGAUCAGUUUAUAAACUAUGGAACCUUACAUAG